Molecule: messenger RNA, 1599 nt
Organism: Sceloporus undulatus (fence lizard)
Lineage: Eukaryota; Metazoa; Chordata; Lepidosauria; Squamata; Phrynosomatidae
Gene: FBXW12
Product: F-box and WD repeat domain containing 12
Exons: 10
Coding region: 12-1448 (478 amino acids)
Molecular function (GO): protein binding
Source: RefSeq, a predicted model, not a curated record
AGGCAGGAGGGAUGAGCAGCCCCCAGGCCUCCUCCUCCUCCUCCUCGCCGGGGCUGCUGCCGCUGGACUGCCUGGCCCAGCUCUUCGCCUUCCUGGAGGCCCCGGACCUCCUCCGCGCAGCCCAGGUCAACAAGGCAUGGAACGAAGCAGCAGAAACCGCUUCUCUUUGGAGAAAUAUGUGUCUCAGACGGUGGGCCUUCUGCAAUAUCUCUGUGAUACCUGGAAUGAAGACCUGGAAAAAGUACUACCUCCACCGCUCAAACCUUGAGCAUAAGAUGGAAUCUGGACGGCCUUCAGUUGACUAUACAUGUAAAGCUAUAAGAGGACAUAAAGGAGUAAUAAAUGCUAUGGCAUACCUAUCAGAGAAUGAACACACCUUUGCAACAGGAAAGGUCAAGUCCAUUGUGUGCACUGCCUCCUCUGACGGCACUGUCAGAGCAUGGAAUGUCCAAGAGGGCACACAGAUUUGGUCAAGUCCUCAACAGGAAGCUCCACUACUAAAUAUUAUCACGUUUCCUCUGUGUAAACUGGCAGCUACAACAGACUCUCAGGGGACGAUCAAACUCUGGCACGGAGACACGGGGAAAGAGCUUGCAGCAUUUUCAGUGUCAUCCUCAUCAUGUUCUGUGGUUGGCCACACAAUAAACAAUAAGCCAUUCCUAACGGUAGGUACUGGAGAAGGUCUACUUUACACAUUGGCAGCUGCUGAUCUAAGCCAGAUUUUACGCACAAAGGUUUUUCAAACGGGUGGCAUACAUUUGUCAUUUUGCUCACCAGAUGGUCAAUGGAUAGUUGUUUGUCCUGCUGAUCCUGCAUAUUCACCAAAGGUGUUCUACACACAUUCUGCAACUCACCCUGAUGAUGAGGAACUGAUGUUGUCUAGUCCUUUACCAGUCACAGAUCGUCUUGUCACCUGCUGGUUACCAGCAGAACCAGCAAGAAUAGCGAUAAUGCAUGAUGAUGGUAGUAAUUUUCGCAUUGUUAGCUUUGAUAUAGCCAUUGAGAAGAAAUCCAAAUAUAAAAGGAUCAUUACAGCUCAACAGGUUGCAAGCUUCACCUUACCAACACAAGAACCAUGGAUGACAGAGAAAAUCAUGAAAGGAUUUGGCAAACAAACUAUUCUUGUAGCAGCUGGACUGGAGCUGAAAUUAUACUCUCUGAUGGGGACUGAAUUACUGGCUUUCAAGGAUCACUAUAAAAUUAUUACAUCAAUCUGGGUGGAUCCCUUUCAUGUUGUCACAUCCUCCAUGGACCUCUCACUCCGUGUAUACUCCUGGAAAAAUGACAACAAAUCCUCUUCGUUGAUUAGUUGCUAUCAUUUAUUAGGAGGAUCACACAGAUGGUCAACUGGCUUCAGAAGUGUGGCUUGUGACGAUGUGAGCAUUGUGGGCACAGUGGCUGGAACUGAUGGCACAGACAUUUUAAGAGCAUACUCCUUUAAUCUGUAAGAUACUUCUAUUAAAUUGAAUCCAUGUAUGUACCUGUGUGUGUCAGCGACAUGCAGUUACAUUCUUAUAAUAUGAAAACAAAAGCAUGCACUGAAAUUCAAGCUUUGUAAUAAUUUGCACUAUUACUGGCAAUAAACCUUGUGAAGAUCAA